CUGCUGUGCUUUGGAAUUACAGCUAUGAACAUUGUCAGGGACUUGAAAAAGAAAGGGAAGCAAAGGAGAAAAGGACAGAGGGAGCAAGAGAAAGAUUGCAGAGCAUCUUGAUGUGCGACGCUGAAGAAGACUGAAGGAAAAGAGGAGGCGCACCGGAGGAGCUUCACACCAAUCCUCUCAUCUUCAGUUCCUCAGUAGAUCGGCCUGUUGUCCCUCAUCACUGGGGUCGUCAUUGGAACUGCGUCUCACUGUCUUAAAGCAAGACCAAGAAACUCUGAUGAGGAAAUUCUCAGCGUGGCGACAGAUGUGACGCCCCUCCUUUUCCCAAUAUCAGCUUCCACGGCCCCUGGAGCAGCCAUAACCUGACCCGCCUCCAUCCUAGACGUGCUGUUGUAAGGAGAGUGGGAGUGUCUGGCGUGCCAAAGCUCAUUCCCAAACUCCUGAAGGGAGGAGCCGUGGGAAUUGGAGGAUAGCUGGAUUGAUGAGGGUGCCGGAGAACAGAGCGUGAGCUGCUCUCCACAUUUCCACCCAAGCACUGGGCUCCUUAAUCAGUUUGUCCUCUCAGACACUUGAGCUCAAGUCAUUCUGGAGGAUUUUCGCUCCCAGACUUCAUAUCUCCCACUAUAUGUUUUUGAAUCUAUUCUAGUGUCAAGUCGAUGCGCUCUUCAUCAGAUGUGGCAGGUGGGCUCCAAGAAUGAUUCGCUGCGAAACUAAAAGCAAUAACGUGUAAGGUAGAGUGAGGCGGCAGAGGAAAGCAGGGUAAAAGUGCUGACUGGUCUUGGAGUGUUUAUGUGUGUGUAUGCGAGACUCAGAAGUCCUGAGCAGGAAUGGAUGAGGGUUUGUGCCGAGGGCUGACAGGAAGAGGCAGCUAAGCUAGAAAAACUGUGCGCAGAAGAGUACGGAUGUGCAUGCAAGAGCGUGUGAUUGUCUCUUGGAGUGCAGAAUUCGAGAGAAUCGCCUAUUAUUCCCUACUAUUUCUGUGUCCAAGCAGGCAGGGUCAACAUUAACAGAAAGAGGCCAAAAAUAAAUAAGCAACAGUGACACUUCAGUGUUUUUUCCUGAGAGUGCUUGAGGUUUGCUAAAAAAACCCUACUUUUAUCUCAUCGAAAUGGAUUAUUAUAAGAAUCACAGCUUGUGAAGGGCUCUCGGAUGGAUCAUUUCUAGCUGGAAUACCUUCUCCUUUGAGACUCUCCACACCACUCCAUUUCUGUGACUUUCAACCUGUCAUCCUAGAAGACGUGUGGCGAUUCCCCAGAGGACUGCGCUCACUUGUUACCACGGCAAUCCAUGGCACCCUGUUCCUGACAAGGUCCGCUUCAUUCUGGGGUGCUAUAGGCAGCAGAAGGCAUCUCCAUGAGGAGCGGUAGAAGAUGCCGGAACUGCCAGCGCUCCUGCUGUCGAUUUACUUCCGCUUCCUGUUAGUCACUGUGGUUACCAUGCCGCCUUCUUCCCUGAGCCAGACCCCUGUUCUGUCAUCCGUACGGAUGGCGGCUAUUUUGGAUGACAGCUCUGUCUGUGGCCGUGGGGAGCGGUUAGCGUUAGCAUUAGCACGUGAGAAUAUCAACAGUGUGAUGGAGAGCCCAGCUCGAGCUCGUGUGGAGGUCGACAUAUUUGAACUUCAGAAAGACUCACAGUAUGAGACUACAGAUACAAUGUGCCAGAUUCUACCAAAGGGCGUGGUCUCUGUUAUCGGCCCCGCCUCCAGUCCCGCCUCCGGCUCUAUAGUCAGUCACAUAUGUGGGGAAAAGGAGAUUCCCCACAUCAAAAUCGGUCCAGAAGAGACUCCACGGCUUCCUUACCUGCGCUUUGCGUCUGUGACUCUGUAUCCUAGCAACGAGGAUCUGAGCCUUGCCAUCGGCUCCAUCCUACGCUCCUUCAGCUACCCAUCGGCUAGUCUGGUCUGUGCUAAGGCCGAAUGUCUGCUGAGACUGGAAGAGCUGAUAAGGCGUUUUCUGAUCUCUCGAGAGACACUGUCAAUCAGGAUGUUGGAUGACAACCUUGACCCAACGCCAUUACUGAAGGAGAUUCGAGAUGACAAAAUAGCUACAAUAAUUAUUGAUGCUAAUGCGUCCAUUUCUUACCUUAUACUGAAAAAGGCAUCAGAGUUGGGAAUGACAUCAGCGUUUUACAAGUACAUCCUCACGACUAUGGACUUCCCACUGCUGUGGUUGGAUGAUAUAGUGGAUGAGCAGUCAAACAUUGUGGGCUUCUCAAUGUUUAACACCACCCAUCCCUUUUACCUGGAGUUUAUCAGGAGCCUUAACCUGUCCUGGAGAGAGGGCUGUGACAUUAACCCGUAUCCCGGACCAGCACUGUCGUCAGCCCUGCUGUUUGAUGCGGUCCAUGUGGUGGUGAGUGCAGUGCAGGAACUCAACCGGAGUCAGGAGAUUGGCGUCAAACCUCUCAGCUGCACCUCCCCUCAGAUCUGGCAACAUGGAACCAGCCUCAUGAACUACCUGCGCAUGGUGGAGUAUGACGGCUUGACAGGACGAGUUGAGUUCAACAGUAAAGGCCAGAGGACCAAUUACACCCUCCACAUCCUGGAGAAGCACAGGGGAGGCCACAAAGAGAUUGGGAUCUGGUACUCUAAUAACACUCUUCUGAUGAACUCCACCAGUCUGGACAUCAACGUCUCUGAGACUUUGGCUAACAAGAGCCUCAUCAUCACCACCAUACUGGAGAACCCGUACGUGAUGAGAAAGAUUAAUUACCAGGAGUUCGAGGGGAACGAGCAGUAUGAGGGUUUUUGCGUGGACAUGUUAAGAGAGCUAUCUGACAUCCUCAAGUUCACCUACCGCAUCAAACUGGUGGACGAUGGUCUGUACGGGGCACCCGAACCCAACGGCUCGUGGACGGGCAUGGUGGGAGAGCUGAUCAAUAGGAAAGCUGAUUUGGCUGUAGCUGCUUUUACCAUCACAUCUGAGAGAGAGAAGGUCAUUGACUUCUCCAAACCCUUCAUGACCCUGGGCAUCAGUAUUCUCUACAGGGUCCAUAUCGGCAGGAAGCCAGGUUAUUUCUCCUUCCUGGAUCCUUUCUCACCGGCUGUUUGGCUCUUCAUGCUGCUGGCUUACCUCGCUGUCAGCUGUGUGCUUUUUCUUUCUGCGAGGUUGAGCCCGUAUGAAUGGUACAACCCUCACCCGUGUCUGCGAGAGCGCAGAGACCUGCUGGAGAAUCAGUACACACUAGGAAACAGCCUGUGGUUUCCUGUGGGGGGCUUCAUGCAGCAGGGCUCUGAGAUCAUGCCCAGAGCCCUGUCCACACGCUGCGUCAGCGGGGUCUGGUGGGCAUUCACUCUCAUAAUAAUCUCCUCAUACACUGCGAAUCUAGCUGCGUUUCUGACUGUGCAAAGAAUGGAAGUGCCAAUCGAAUCACCAGAUGACCUCGCUGAUCAAACCAAUAUCCAAUAUGGCACCAUUCAUGGAGGAAGCACCAUGACCUUUUUUAUGAACUCCCGGUAUCAAACAUAUCAGCGCAUGUGGAACUAUAUGUAUUCAAAGCAGCCCAGUGUCUUCGUGAAGAGCACAGAGGAGGGCAUCGCGCGAGUCGUAAACUCCAAAUAUGCCUUUCUCCUGGAGAGCACCAUGAAUGAGUACCACCGCAGCCUCAACUGCAACCUCACCCAGAUCGGAGGACUGCUGGACACAAAGGGUUACGGCAUCGGCAUGCCUCUGGGUUCUCCUUUCAGAGAUGAGCUCAGUCUGGCAGUGCUGCAGUUGCAGGAGAAUAACAGGUUGGAGAUUCUGAAGAGAAGAUGGUGGGAGGGGGGACAGUGUCCCAAAGAGGAAGACCACCGAGCCAAAGGUCUUGGGAUGGAGAACAUUGGCGGUAUAUUUGUGGUGUUGAUCUGCGGCCUGAUUAUUGCUGUAUUUGUGGCUGUGAUGGAGUUUGUGUGGUCCACGCGUCGAUCAGCAGAAACAGACGAGGUACGGCCUCUCUCCUGCGACCGCCAAUAUCACAGUCACACUACAGUAUCCGUAUGUCAGGAGAUGUUGACAGAAUUUCGUAACGCCGUCUCCUGCAAGAAAAGCUCUCGUCUACGCCGCCGCCGGCCUCUGUCCAGCUCUCUGGCCCUCCGGCAUCCAACCCGCAUCACUUUGGGGGCUCCACGGCCCCUGCGCCUUGUGAGAGAGAUGCGCCUUAGCAACGGAAAGCUCUACAGUGGCACUGGACCCCUCACAGGAGGUUCAGGGCCUGGAGGAGGCCCCACAGACAUGGGUCCUGGCCCUCAGCGGCUCCUAGAGGACCCAUUAGGAGCCAACAGCACGCCUACAGUGGCCCUUGGGCCCCCCGCAGUGACAGUGCCUCUGCCACGGGGCUGCACUCACGUGCGCAUCUGCCAGGAGUGCCGGCGGAUCCAGAGUCUCCGCACAACUUCAUGCACACGAAUCCCUCCCUCCUCUGCCCCCUUGCCCCGCCUGGCUCCACCCCCUCCACACUCAUCCUCUAAUACAGACAGCGAAGGGGGAGGAGGCUUGAGCCCGUGCCGAAUAGGACACUCUCCUCCGGCUAAAGGCUGCCCUUUACCACCACCUCAGUCUAGCAACAACACAGACCUAAUGGGGGAACAAAAAUGAGAACAGACAAACUAACAAACAAAAGUAUGACACGUUUUUGCAAUAUUCGCCUCCAUGUUCGAAAUCACAGACAAAUGCGCUUUCCAUCUUUUCCUUGGUACAAAAAAUUGAUCCUUUUCUUUUGGAUAGCCAUGUGUCAUUUCAAUGAUUCUUUUGUACUACUGAAUGAUGUACUAUAACACUGACUGAGUAUGAAAUGAUUGUACGCCUCAGACACAGGGGGCAGAUGUUAAAUGUGAUUCUGAUCAGGCAGCACACAGACAUCUGACGAAGACUCUCCUUCCCUUUCCCUGACUGAAAUCUCUCUCUGUUUGGAUAGAGGUCAAACACAGGAAGUAGCA
Danio aesculapii is the source of this 4915-nucleotide messenger RNA. It is a transcript of the gene grik5, whose product is annotated as glutamate receptor, ionotropic, kainate 5. The transcript has 21 exons. Gene Ontology annotation, cellular component: plasma membrane; presynaptic membrane; postsynaptic membrane. Bases 1371 to 4574 code for a protein of 1067 amino acids. Gene Ontology annotation, molecular function: kainate selective glutamate receptor activity; transmitter-gated monoatomic ion channel activity involved in regulation of postsynaptic membrane potential. Gene Ontology annotation, biological process: synaptic transmission, glutamatergic; monoatomic ion transport; modulation of chemical synaptic transmission. The record is from RefSeq and is a predicted model, not a curated record. Lineage: Eukaryota; Metazoa; Chordata; Actinopteri; Cypriniformes; Danionidae.